This is a messenger RNA of Musa acuminata AAA Group (dessert banana), 2177 nucleotides long. RefSeq names its product zinc finger protein ZAT9-like. The record is from RefSeq and is a predicted model, not a curated record. NCBI's taxonomy places the organism in Eukaryota, Viridiplantae, Streptophyta, Magnoliopsida, Zingiberales, Musaceae. The coding region runs from base 431 to 1900 and encodes 489 amino acids. The transcript has 2 exons.
GAAGCAGUUCCAUGAAAUGUGACACAACUGUUCCUUCACACACACACUCUCUCUCUACUCAAAUAUGCACAGAACCAGUGCGAGUAAUCUAAUCCUUGUCGACAGAGGCACCACCAGAACAACACUCGAGACCCACCCACAGGAUGCCUUCAUCUGAGAUCUUGGUUGACCUUUUCACCAGGAGAAGAACCCUUCAUUAACUGAAUUGCCUUGGAUCAUGCACGAGUUCUCCUGGUGAGGUCCCACAUUUGACCUUUUCCAACUUCAACCAUGCUUAAGUGCCAUCAAGAAUUCCAAACUAGGUGUGCACAUGUAAGCAGUCCAUUAGAAAGCAGAGUCUCAGGGGAAGAAUGGUGGUGGUGGUGAACUCCUUUAUCUCCCUUCCCUGUUGAGCACAUCCACUCCCGGUUGUCGACAUCAUCGCCAUCUGAUGAUUACUCUGCUCUCUCUCUCUCAUUUUGCUCCCGUGCAUGGAUUCUCCUCCUCUCCGCAAAGUGCCCGGGAGAUGGAAGGAGAUCGGUUGUUGCCGCCGCUGCCGCUGGCGUCGUCGAAGCAUCGCUGCAAGGUGUGCCGCAAGUGCUUCCCGACCGGGAGAUCUUUGGGUGGCCACAUGAGGUCUCACUUCACCGUGGCCGCCAACUCCUCGUCGGAAGGCGACGAGCGGCAGCAGAGCAGCUAUAGCCUGAGGGAGAACCCCAAGAAGACUUGGCGGCUAUCGGAUUCCGGCGACGGAGAUGGAGAGAUGCAGUGCGCGGAGUGCGGCAACGAGUUCCUGUCCUGGAGAGCGUUCUUUGGACACAUGCGGUGCCACUCCGAGAAGCCUUCCGAGGAGCGAGGAGAGCAAGAAGGCCCCUGCAGCAAUGUCGUCCAUCGGAACGGCUUCGGCAGCCAACUUGGCACCGAGGCCGCGGCAGAAACCGUUGCAGGGAGGCGGAUAAGAUCGAAACGGACCGAUCGAGCUUCUCCUGAGGACGAGGACGGCGCCAUCAACCUCAUGCUGCUCUCCAGGGGUGUCAGAAACUGGAGCCGCAGCUGCAGCGAGACGUCGGACAAGAACUCGGCGGAGGUUCUUGAGACUUGGGACUUCGUCUCGAAUGGAAGCGAGAAGACGGGAUCCAAGUCGAGCGAUCCAAGAAACGGGUUCAAGAAGAUGGAAUCUCGUGGUGCUAAUGAUGGAAUCGUCAGAGAUGACAUCGACGAAACCAAGAAACCCGUGGCCUACGCCUCCAUCACCGACGACCUCAAGAACCCUGACCAAGAGCCGACGCUGUGUCCUUCCAAGAACGAGGAUCCGAGUUCUGUUGCAGGGGAAACAAGCAUGAAGACUAGAUUAGACGGAAUCGAUCACAAACUUGGGAGGAAUUCUUCAAGCAUGCUGGAGAGGUUUGAUCCUGCCGAUGAUUCUCUCCGUCAUGCUUCUUCAAAUGAUUGCUUGGCUAAGGCUACCAAGAAGAGAAGCCAGUUCGAAUGCAAGUCCUGCAACAAGGUGUUCGACUCCCACCAAGCUCUCGGCGGCCACAGAGCAAGCCACAAGAGGAUGAAAGGCUGCCGGGGCCACAGGACCCAUGUCGCCGAGAACAGCACGGAAACCGAUGCUUCGGCGGACGAAGCAGCGACGGAGGACACCGGCAGUGGAUCGUCGAAGGCGAACAAGGGCCACCGGUGUCUCAUCUGCAGCAGGUUCUUCAGCUCCGGCCAGGCUUUGGGCGGCCACAAGAGGUCUCACUUGGUGGCCACCGCUGGUUCCAAAAGACUUUGGGCGGCCAUUCGGCAGCAGCCACUCGAGAAGCCCGGCGUGCUCGAUCUCAAUCUUCCAGCUGAUGGAAGCGAAGACCUCAAGUCAUGGUGGCUGGGAGGCAACCUCAAGCAUGAGCCACUGCUGGGUGUGAUCUCCAAUUGAUGGAAGAGUGAGAGGGGAGUGCAGGUUGCUCCAAAGGUUGCCGAGUUACUGUUCCAUCCAUCGUUGAGCUGCUGAGAGUCGAGCUUUGGAGCCGCAGUUCCUCGAUUCCUUCUCCUUUUCAAUGUGUUGUAGAAUAAACCGAUGUCGAGGUAAUCAAAUCAUAUGAACAGCUGAUCCAAGAUGAAAGCAAUCUCGGUGCUCGACAGCACUGGGAAACACUGGUUUUGACAUGCCAUUCAUUGUUCAUGAGCAUAGUCCUGCUCUUUUCCAUUGUUCA